Molecule: messenger RNA, 4437 nt
Organism: Sceloporus undulatus (fence lizard)
Lineage: Eukaryota; Metazoa; Chordata; Lepidosauria; Squamata; Phrynosomatidae
Gene: ADGRA3
Product: adhesion G protein-coupled receptor A3
Exons: 19
Coding region: 111-4082 (1323 amino acids)
Biological process (GO): G protein-coupled receptor signaling pathway; cell surface receptor signaling pathway
Cellular component (GO): plasma membrane; external side of plasma membrane
Molecular function (GO): protein binding; G protein-coupled receptor activity
Source: RefSeq, a predicted model, not a curated record
AAGGGAUUGGAAUUGGCACAUAUUAGUGCCGCCAGAGGUUGGCUCCGGUCCGGAUCUUGAUGGCGGACGUCUUCGGAGCGCGACUCGAGGAGGAGCCCUGAGGGCCAGCCAUGGCGACUCCUACUCGGAGUCCUCCUCCGCCCGGGCUGCUCCUGCUGCUCCUGGCCUUGGUCGGCGGAGGCGGAGGCGUCUCCUCGGGGCUGCCCCCCGGGUGCAAGCAGGACGGCGCGGGAGGGCGGCCCCGCAGCAGCAAGACCCCGCCGCCGCCGCCGCCUCCUCCUCCUCAGGGCGAAGGAGGAGCAGCAGCAGGAGGGAGGGUAGUCUGCAGCAGCCUGGACCUGGCCCACGUCCCGCCCCCCGGCGCCCUCCCCGACAGGACCCUCACCCUGAUUCUUAGCAACAAUAAGAUAUCAGGAUUGAAGAAUGGUUCCUUUGCUGGAUUAAGUCUUCUUGAACGAUUGGACCUUAAGAACAAUCUUAUUAGUGUUAUAGAUCCAGGAGCCUUUAUAGGACUUUCAUCUUUAAAAAGACUAGAUUUAACAAACAACCAGAUAGGAUGCCUGAAAGCAGAUAUGUUUAAAGGACUUGCAAAUCUAGUCAGAUUAAAUCUUUCUGGAAAUCUGUUUUCAUCACUUGCACAAGGAACAUUUGAUCAUCUUACUUCACUGAAGUCUCUAGAAUUUCAGACUGAUUAUCUGCUGUGUGAUUGUAAUAUGUUGUGGAUGCAGCAAUGGAUGCAAGAAAGAAACAUAACUGUUCGUGAUACCAGAUGUGCUUACCCAAAGUCACUUCAGGCUCAACCGGUUUUGAGUGUUAAGCCGGGGCUUCUAACAUGUGGUCCCCCUCUGGAGCUGCCAUCUUUCUACAUGACUCCUUCUCAUCGUCAGGUUGUGUUUGAAGGAGACAGUCUGCCUUUUCAGUGCAUGGCUUCAUAUAUUGAUCAGGAUAUGCAGGUUCUGUGGUAUCAAGAUGGGAAGAUAGUUGAAACAGAUGAAUCCCAGGGUAUUUUUGUUGAAAAAAACAUGAUUCAUAACUGCUCACUCAUUGCAAGUGCUCUGACCAUCUCAAAUAUUCAGGCUGGAUCUACUGGAAACUAUGGGUGUCAUGUGCAUACCCGACGUGGGAAUAAUUCAAGGACCGUUGACAUUGUGGUAUUGAACAGCUCAGCGCAGUACUGCCCUCCAGAAAGGGUUGUCAACAAUAAAGGCGACUUCAGGUGGCCCCGAACUUUGGCAGGCAUUACUGCAUACCUGCUGUGCACUCGUUACUCAGCUGGCAGUGGAAUAUAUCCUGGCAGCUCUCAGGAUGAGAAGAGAGCUUGGCGUAGAUGUGAUAGGGGAGGAUUCUGGGCUGCAGAGGAUUAUUCUCGUUGCCAAUAUGCAAAUGAUGCCACUCGAGUCUUGUAUAUGUUUAAUCAGAUGCCCUUGAAUCUCACUAAUGCAGUAGCAACAGCUCGGCAACUGCUAGCUUAUACUGUUGAAGCAGCAAACUUUUCUGACAAAAUGGAUGUUAUUUUUGUGGCUGAAAUGAUAGAAAAAUUUGGAAGAUUUGCUGAGAAAUACAAGGAGCUCGGUGAUGUGAUGGUUGAUAUUGCAAGUAAUAUAAUGCUAGCUGAUGAACACAUCUUGUGGAUGGCACAGAGAGAAGCUAAAGCUUGUACUAGAAUUGUGCAGUGCUUGCAAAGUAUUGCUACAUACCGGCUAGCUAAUGGAGCUCAAGUUUACUCCACAUAUUCUCCAAAUAUUGCUGUGGAAGCUUAUGUACUAAAGAGUUCUGGCUUCACGGGUAUGACCUGCACAGUGUUCCAGAAAGUGGCUGCAGCAGACCGUAUAGGAAUUCCUGACUAUGGGCGAAGGGAUUUGGAUGGAAGUCUUGAUAAGCAACUGGGCUUUAAAUGCAAUGUUUCAAAUACAUUGUCAAGCCUGGCACUUAAGAACACCAUUGUGGAAGCCUCCAUACAACUCCCACCUGCACUUUUUUCAAAAAAGCAUAAAAGAGAAAUAAAGCCAGUAGAUGACACUGUCUACAAGCUUCAGCUGAUUGCAUUCCGCAAUGGAAAACUUUUCCCAACAACAGGAAAUUCAACUUUAGCUACUGAUCAGAAACGCCUCAGUGUGGUCACACCAGUUAUCCUCACCAAAAUUGAUGGCUUAAACAUACCCCAUCAGGACAUUCCUAUUAACGUGACAUUGCGGCGCAUUGCACAUGGAGCAGAUGCUGUUGCAGUACAAUGGGACUUCGAUUUGCUGAAUGGACAAGGAGGAUGGAAAUCAGAUGGGUGUCAGAUUCUUUCUUCAGAUGAAAAUGUUACUACUAUACAGUGCUACUCACUCAGUAACUAUGCAGUCUUGAUGGAUUUAACUGGACAUGUUCAGUCACCUGGCUAUCUACACCCAGUUAUUUAUGUGUCUGCCGUGGUUCUGCUGAUGUGCCUUUUGCUGAUCAAACUUAGCUAUAUCUAUCACCACAGUGUCAUCAGAAUCAGUCUGAAAAGCUGGCACAUGCUAGUUAAUCUCAGCUUUCAUAUUUUCCUGACAUGUGUGAUGUUUGUUGGAGGCAUAACCCAGAGCAAGAAUGCUAGCAUCUGCCAAGCAGUUGGCAUAAUUCUACACUAUUCCACACUUGCCUCAUUACUGUGGAUGGGAGUCACUUCUAGAAAUAUCUAUAAACAAGUUACUAAGAAAAUGAAAAGAUGUCAAGAUCCUGAUGAGCCGCCACCACCCCCUAGACCAAUGCUUAGGUUCUACUUAAUUGGUGGAGGGAUCCCUGUCAUAGUCUGUGGAAUAACAGCUGCUGCAAAUAUAAGGAAUUACGGAAGCAGACCUCAGUCAGCAUAUUGUUGGAUGGCAUGGGAACCAAGCUUAGGAGCUUUUUAUGGACCUGCUAGCUUCAUUAUUUUCGUAAACUGUGUGUAUUUUCUCAGCAUAUUUAUACAACUGAAAAGACAUCCUGAGCGGAAGUUUGAGCUUAAAGAGCCAACUGAGGAACAGCAGCGUUUAGCACCCAAUGAACAUGGUACUCUAAACCAUCAGGAUUCGAUUUCUGUAUCUCUAGUUUCCACUUCAGCUUUGGAAAAUGAACACAGUUUUCAUGCUCAACUUUUGGGUGUGAGCCUCACUUUAUUUCUGUAUGUGACACUGUGGAUUUUGGGGGCCUUUGCCGUUUCUUUGCCUUACCCAUUGGAUUUGGUAUUCAGCUGUUUUUUUGCAGCCAUAUGUUUAAGCCUGAGUGGUUUUCUGUUAACACAUCAUUGCAUUAAUAGAGAAGAUGUCAGACAUGCUUGGAUAACAGCUUGCUGCCCUGGAAGGAGCACAUACUCGGUACAAGUUAAUAUUCAGCCCUCGUCCAGUGCAAGUGGGACAAAUGGAGAAUCUGCCAAAUGCACCAAUAGUAGUGCAGAGUCAUCUUGCACUAAUAAGAGUGCAUCAAGCUUAAAAAAUUCCUCUCAAGGUUGUAAACUAACCAACAUCCAGGCCGCAGCUGCUCAGUGUCCACCAGGCUCCUUAGCACUGAACACUGGUGCUCCACUUGAUAACAGUCUUACUGAACAUUCGGUGGACAAUGACAUCAAAAUGCAUGUGGCCCCUCUUGAGGUACCUUUACGGACAAAUGGACACCCAGGACGCCAUCACAAAAACAGGAGUAAAGGACAUCGUGCCAGCAGACUGACAGUCUUGCGGGAGUACGCUUAUGAUGUCCCCACUAGUGUAGAAGGAAGCAUCCAAAAUGGUUUAACCAAAAGCCGACAAAGUAUCAGUGAAGGCCAUUCAAGGAGUCGAAGAGCAUAUCUGGCUUAUAGGGAACGGCAGUAUACCCAGUCCCAACAUGACAGCAGUGAUGCUUGUAGUACUGUUCAAAAAGGACACUGGAAUACUGAAAAGUCAGUGCCAAAAAACCUCAAAAAGGAUGUGCUGAGGAAACCAAUUGUGGAGGACCUGGAAGGGCAGCAGAAGUCCUAUGGCCUAAAUUUAGCUGUCCAGAAUGGGCCAUUGAAAAACACUUCCCAGGAUGGGACGUUACUGAGUGCUGACAGCACAGGCAAUAUCAGGACUGGGUUAUGGAAACAUGAAACUACUGUGUAGUGUUACUGGACACCCUUAAAAGAGAUGUAAAGGAACAUUCUUUGAAUGCUAUGAAUAUUUCCCCGGUUUCCACAUAGGUACUUGGAAUUGGAUUGGGAGCGGGUUGGACGAUGGGAAAUCUGACAUGUGAAUAUAUUUUAUACUUUUUAAAGUAUUUCUGUGCCAUUUUUACAAAGACCUGUGCUGUUCUGUGAAUCUUCCAUGAUCAGUGUCCGGUUUUAAAUGCAAGAUGGACACUAUUUUUUUUACAUGUAAUAUUUCCUUCAUUGGGAUAUGUCCAACACAUUUCACUUUUAUAUUUAAAUAUGUAAAAUAAAUAAUUUUCUCUAAAAAAACAAAACCCAAUCUUAUGUAU